GUGAAUGAGAUGAUAAAAGGAGCAGCGGAAGUUGAGGAGGCGGGAUUCGAACUCGCACCGCCCUUUUCGCUGUCACCAACCAGCAUGAGCGCGGCGCCACGGCCCGUCCUGCUGGGGGUCCGAGACGCGGCGGUGGAGGAGGGCAGCCGCUGCUCCUGGGACACCAGCAAGGCAGGAGGGCGAGCGGACAGGGUCCCUGGCGUUACCCUGGAAUGUCCUCACUGCUGUCUCUGCACUGACCUCCUGGCUCACCUGGUACAGAUAUACUGCCCCUUGGAGGGGUCACCCUACCAUCGGACCCUCAAUGUGUGGGCUUGCCUCCAGCCUGGCUGCUGGGGCAGGAGUGAGAGCUGGAAGGUUCUGCGCUCCCAGUGUAAGGAGACCGUGUGUCGCCAGAAAGCAGCAGAGCUGAAGAACAUUCUGGACAGGAUAACGUUGCUGCCUGUUCACCCACAGACAAAGCCGGCUGGUGUCCCGACAGACUGGUGUGAGAGUGCAGAUGACUGGGGUGUCGAAGACAUGGCUGCAGCGGGCUUCCUGUGUCCUGGGGUGUCUGGGAGCCCAUCACUUGAGCCUGAUGCAGACACAGACAAGCAGACGGGCCGGCUGCAGAGGCUGAGUCUGCGGGAGGAGGCCGAGGGGGACUCGGUGCUCCCAGCUGGACUGGUGCCCAGGUUCCAGCCAUUCUACAUCGCAGUGCUGGAGGAGAAUCUGGUGGAGCGCCCUUCCCUCGCCCAUGAAGAGGAACUCCUCCGCGAGUACCAGGGGAAGGGGGGAGAGAUUCUGGGGCAGAUCCCUCCUGCCAGUGGAGGAGAUGGUGCUGUCUCAGAGGCCUACGAGAAGGGAGUAGUCCGACACGGAGACACGGCGUUUGUCAAAUUCAUGAAGCAAAUUGCCAGCUGUCCUGAGCAGAUUUUACGGUAUUCUUGGAGUGGCCAGCCAUUACUGAUAUCCCCUCUCCCAGUUGGAAAGGACUGGGACAUUCCCGCCUGUGAGAACUGUGGUGGCCGCAGAGUCUUUGAGUUCCAGCUGAUGCCGACCCUGGUUAGUCUCUUGAGGAGCACAGACGACAAAGAGGUGAGCGUGGAGUUUGGGACGGUGUUGGUGUUCACCUGUGAGACAAGUUGCUGGUCUUCGGGUAACCAGAGGCCAAUGGAGGAAUGUGCCGUGGUGCAGGGGGAUCCAGAUGCUGCCUUCUUCAGUUAACCCACUAUCAACUCGUACUAAAUAAAAAUAUGAAGUUGCCUUUGAAAGUGCCACCUUGCCUUGGCCAUUUUCUGACCGACCCUGACUGCCCACAGUACAGGCCCUUCAGCCCAACUUGCCCAUGUCAGCCUGAGCUAGUCCCAUUCCCUGCAUUUCGCCCAUAUCCCUUGAAACCAGGGCUUCUCAACCUUUUUUAUACCGUGUACCAAUACCAUUCAGCAAGGACACCAGGUAGGGAACCCUUGCUGUGAACCUGGUGGCAGAAACUGAUACAGUGGAGUUGUUUAAGAGACUCUUGGGUAGAUGUAUGAAAAACCAGGGUAUGGGCUGCAUUGGAGGGAAGGGUUAGAUUAAUUGUGGAGUAGGUCUAUAUAGAUCAGCACAACAUCAUAGAGUCAGUAUCAUAGAAUGCAACACCACUGAAACUGGCCUUUUGGCCCAUCCAGUCUAUGCCAAACUAUUUAUCUGACUAGUCCAAUAGACCUGCACCUGGACCAUAGCCCUCCAUACAUCUCCCAUCCAUGUACCUAUUCAAACUUCUCUUAAAUGUUCAAAUAUACCCAGCAUUCACCAUUGUGCUGGCAGCUCAUUCCACACUCUCACCACCCCAAGUGAAAUAGUUCCCUCAUGUUCCCCUUAACAUUUUACCUUUCACCCUUAACCUAUAACCUUUGGAAACAGCCUGCUUACAUUUACCCUACUUAUAAUUUUGUGUACCCCUAUCAAAUUUCCCCUCAUUCUCCUACACUUCAGGGAAUAAAGUCCUAACCUAUUGAACCUUUCCUUAUAACUCAGGUCCAUAAGCCCUGGCAAAAAUUUUGUAAAUUUUCUCUGCACUCUUUCAAUCUUAUUUAAAUCUUUCCUGUAGGUAAGUGACCCGAAUUGCACACAAUACUCCAAAUAUGGCCUCAUAAAUGUCUUGCACAACUUCAACAUUACAUCCCAACUCUUGUACUCAGUCUAUAAUUCUAUGACCUGUCCAAAUAUCCCUUGAAUAUUCGUAUGGCACGGAAGCGUAAUGUUUAGCAUAACAUUACAGCGCCAGCGAUUACCAAUUGGGGUUUCUCACCACUUUACCCCACAACCAUGAGGGUUUCCUCCCACAUUCCAAAAGUGAAUGAAUUAGGUGGUUAAUUGGGUGUAAUUGUGCUUGUUGAGCUGGAAGGCCUUUUACUGUCUGUAUCUCUAAAUAAAUAUGUUAUCUAGCAUGUCAAGACAACCUUUAAAAUCAACAGUGUCAGCAAAGCCGACCUAAUAAAUACCAAUUACCUUUCUGGCUCUCAGCUUCACCCCACCCUUCCGGUCUUCUAUCAUUUCACAUUUUCCCCUCCCCCUCCUACUUUCAAAUCUCUAUCUUUCCUUUCAGUUAGUCCCGAUGAAGGGUCUCGGCCCGAAACGUUCACAGCG
Messenger RNA from Hypanus sabinus (Atlantic stingray), 2613 nucleotides. It is a transcript of the gene pdcd2l, whose product is annotated as programmed cell death 2-like. The coding region runs from base 10 to 1206 and encodes 398 amino acids. Gene Ontology annotation, cellular component: cytoplasm. The transcript is spliced from 7 exons. The record is from RefSeq and is a predicted model, not a curated record. Lineage: Eukaryota; Metazoa; Chordata; Chondrichthyes; Myliobatiformes; Dasyatidae.